Molecule: messenger RNA, 3719 nt
Organism: Chiloscyllium plagiosum (whitespotted bambooshark)
Lineage: Eukaryota; Metazoa; Chordata; Chondrichthyes; Orectolobiformes; Hemiscylliidae
Source: RefSeq, a predicted model, not a curated record
AUCCAAGGAACAGGAGAAUCGACGUUUCGGGCAUAAGCCCUUCUUCAGGAAUGUGUAGGGAUCUGCAGAGUUAGAUGGGGCGACCUUGUGGUGUUCCCGACUUGACCUUGCGAGCAGGCGACCUGUGUAACCGAUGCUGCUGACCCAUAUUAGCAACGCCGAGAGGCGAGGAUUCCCGGAGCCAGGGCUGGUUUUAGAUGGAGCGGCUGUCCACUCCUUUUCUGGAUGAUUUGCUCGGGGGGGGGGGGGGGAGCUGAUGGCGAGACAAACAGCACUUUCCCUGCUGGCUCGAACGCCGGCGGUGUGGGAUGAGGUUGGACGCUGUGUCAGCUCGAGUCGUGCAGGCAGCUCUGGGAGAAAGGGAGCGAGAGGAGCCACACUACCGCCCGGAAACAUGUCAACUUCAGGCGGCUCUAAGGAGCCGAGACGACAGGGAGCUGUGCAAACGAUCGACUGCGAAACGCAACCUGAUAAAUACGAACUCCAGUAUCAGCUCUUCCAACUCCGGAGGAAAUUCGAGGAAGCUAAGAAACGCUACAGACAAGAGAAAGAAGCCUGGCUGAAAGAAAAGGAGAUGUUAUUGAGGGAACUCGCUGAGAUCCAAGCUGCUGAAAACAGAAGAAUUUUGUUUGAUCUUAAGUCGGUUUUGGAAGGUGUUCAGCUUAAGGUUAAAGAGGAGGAAGAUCAAAGAGCAGAACUGCAACAACAGUACUCAAGUGACAAAUAUGCUUGGGAACUAGAGAGAGCAGAACUGAAGUGUCGUAUUGAACAGCUGGAAGUAAAGGCAGAAAAACAGGACGUGGAAAAAACAACUCAAGAAACAAGAGAAGUGUUUGGAUCGGAAGGGAAAGAGCAGAAGCAGCUGUUGGCAAAUAUCCACUCAGCAGCCAUGGACCUGAGGAAACAGCUGGAGACCAGUGAGAGAAACUGGAGCAGAGAGAAGAUGGAGUUACUUGAACAAUUUGAUCAUGAAAGAAAGGAAUGGGAAAGUCAACUAAAGGACAUGCAGAGGAAGAUAGAGCAGAUUUAUUGGGAUGUCAAAUCAAGUCAAAAGUAUAAAUUGAAUGAACAGAAAACUGAGCGGAGACAAGAAAAACUCACAAGAGAUGAUUGUGCAUUGUUUAAUUUACAUGAAUGCAAUCAGUCACAUGAUGAAAAAGACCAACAUUACACAAAUGGUGCAAGGGCCCCUGGUGCAGAAAUGGAAGAUAUUGCUUUGCAUGAUACAGAUCGAGGCAUCAAAAAGAGUGGAAGUGAUCUAUUGUUUAUUGAGGAAUCAUCACUUGAACACAUUGAGGAUGGUGGUAGCAUUCAAAAUUUUGGAAAUAUCCAGAAUGAUAAAAAUAAAUUCUCCAGUGUUUUGAAUGCAGCUUUACAAGAGUUGGCAAAAGUAAGUGAAGAGCUGUGCAGUUACCAAGAGGACGUCAAGAAAAAAGUGAGCCAUGGAAGAGCAAGAUCAGUUUCACAGGUGCAAGAAAGUAAAGAGAAGCAAAAUGAAAAUAUACUUGUGAGAAAUGAAACCUCUUCAGAAGAGAGUAGCAGCACACCAGAUGAUAAGGCAUUAAGCCCUACUCUUUCAGAGUUUAAAAAAUCUUCUGAAAGGCUCCACAAUGAGAAAAACUGGAAUCACUCCAAGAAGAAUGGGCAUGGGGUUUUUCCUGGAUUUCCAGGAGGAGAUGACAUAAAUGAUGUAUCUGUCUCAAGCAAAAGAGCUCCACCAGUUCCACCAAGGACAUCGUCUUGGUACCUUGCCAGUUUAAUGUUUCCAAUCGAUCUUGGAGAUUUGCUGAAGGAAGGUACCAGUAACUACACAACACAAAAUUGUAUUGUAGAAAAAAGUUGCAGUAGUCCUUGUGUUAUGAGAAAAUUUCAACCCUCCUUGCAGGAAAGUGAACAGAAAUCGUUCACAGGUGGAAGGCCUUUCAAGACUUUAGCACCGCAAAUUCAAUGUGAUGAGAGAUCUGAAAACAAUAAGAACAAUAAAUAUAGCAGGUGGUCAUGCAAUGCAACUAAACUUGGCUUUGGAUCUGGAAACAAGUGCUUUGGUUCAGCAGUAAAGACAUUUGAUUCAGAUAAGAAUGUUUUGCCAUCUCAGGAGCAGAGCCUGGGUAAAAAUUUCAACACUGGCCUUAGACAAACAAAACCUCAAUUUCCCAAAAGUAAUUUGUCAGAGUCUAACUUUUCAUGCUCUACAUUAACAACAGGGGUUUGCAGUACCAGCAGUGUGUUUAUGCAGUCUGCAAUAAGUGCAUCUUCAAAACAACCUGAUAAUUUCAGAAAAACAGCUUUAAAAACUGAAAGCUGUGAUCCUGUUUCUGGAAAAUCUGUGGAAUUAGCACAGAAUGAGACAACUGCCUAUCCAGGAUCCAGCUUUCCACUUCACUCUGCAGAGAAUGUCCAUCCCACCAAACAGUUUCAGUUAAAGUACACUGGUUCAGCUUUUAGACCUUACACUUCACAUUACAUCAGCACCACCAAGAUAGUAGGACCAGACAAGCAUAGCAGUGGAUUUCCUAUUUGGAUUACUGAUAAUGACAAGAGCCACUUGUUUGAUAAGGUUGACUUGAUUCCUAAACAUUUUUCAAGUCCAACAGUACCAUGUACAAGAUCGGAUAUUGAUCUUGUCCAAACAGUGUUGAGAAACGGUGAAAGAUCAGUAAGUCCUUCCCUUCUUGUGAAGAAAAAUAUUGCCAAUCUUACUGAUGGCAGAACAAAGCAACAGGCAUCUCGUUCAGAAUCUUUGCACGAUAAUCCAAAUAAGAUCAGCCACGUUUUUCAAAUGCUUCACCUAAAUCAAGAAAAACAAGAGGAAAGGAAGAAGUCAAGACCAUCCCAAUGUGUCACAGGUCAACGAACAUCAUUACCUGUGACCUUGCCACCUGAGACAAUGAGAUUGAAUGGGAUGAGCUUUCCACGUCCUGCACGACCACAGAACCGCCGUUUACCGUCACGAUGGGCAAGAAAACCUCUAUCUGCAGGUGCUGUACAUGACCGAGCUCCACAGAAACAAAGUCAACAUUUCUUAUUUGAUAUAAAAACUUCGAUCAUAUAACAUUUUGAAGCGCACUGUGCAGGUUAGCAAGUGCAUUCCCUGUAUAUUGACUUUCUUAAAUGCUACUACAUUUUAAUCCUCUGUCACAUUAUAUAGCAAGCAUCCCUUUCCAUAAACAUGGCUCAGAUGGAAAAGUUUGUUGAAGUUUUAUAAUUGGUAGUCUCCAGUACCUAUAUUGACUUUGAAUCCACACACUUUGCAUAUCCAUAACAAAUUAAUUCCCAUUACAAAUUUAUUAUUUUAUGAUUUAUUUAUCAGUUAAUGUGAAUGUUUAUUUUACAAAAUUUAUGUAUUCUUCUGUAUUUUGUUGUAAAGUUGUAUAUCAGCUCUAUUCUAUUAAGAGCAGAAAGCUCAAUUAUUUGCAUGCUAAUGUGUUUGUAUAUGCAUGUGUAGUUGAAACUUGCAGCCAUGUUUUGGGUAUUUAGGUAACAUGACAUCUAUAUUACCUGUUUAUGAUCAGGAGCAAGUUUCCUUUGAAGUAAGGUUUUUUUUGUAAUUAUAUGGUGGAGGUAUAAAAGAGAGUGGCCUCAUUUCAGUUUCAAGGUGUCUUCUCAUUAUUAUUCAUUUAAGGCACUUUGAAGAACAAAAUGUUGUACUUAGUUAAGCUUUUGCUCAAUGUAAAAAAAAGCAAAUGUACAAUAUUCAAAUAAAACUGACUGUUCAGGUA